Molecule: messenger RNA, 591 nt
Organism: Ascoidea rubescens DSM 1968
Lineage: Eukaryota; Fungi; Ascomycota; Saccharomycetes; Ascoideales; Ascoideaceae
Exons: 1
Coding region: 1-591 (196 amino acids)
Source: RefSeq, a predicted model, not a curated record
AUGGGUUCUUCCUCAUCUAAAUCAUAUAAAAAGCAAAUAAAAUUGCAAAAAAGACACCAAAAACAACUCCAAAAACAACUUUAUAAUAAUAAUGACAAAAAAAACCCAGGCCUCAUUACUGAUAAUGAAUCAGUAGGUUUUAAUAUCAACCAUCCCGCUUCAAAUAAUACAGCUCGGCCAGGAAAUAAUCCAGAAGACUCACCAAAUAAUGUAGAUUACUCAAUGCAAUUUUUAAUGGAAAAAUAUUAUUACUUAAAUUCCCUUAAACUUUAUGAUAACCCCAUUUCUGUUCUAAAUAAUAUCGAAAAUGUGAAAAUGAAGUCUGUAAAACAUAAAGCUUUUCUUCACAUGCAAAGCAUAAAUGAUAUUCAAAAUCAUAACUUUUUAUUCAAUAAUAAUGACUUAUCAAAUGAUUAUGAUAAUUAUGACAAUACCGAUAGUACUUAUGAUAAUAAUAAUAAUAAUAAUAAUAAUAAUAAUAAUAAUAAUAAUAAUAAUAAUAAUAAUAAUAAUAAUAAUAAUAAUAAUGAAAAUAAUAGCGAUAAUGAUGAUGAUAAUUUUAGCUUUUUUUUUCAAAUGCCGAGAUCUUAA